Molecule: messenger RNA, 1334 nt
Organism: Mya arenaria
Lineage: Eukaryota; Metazoa; Mollusca; Bivalvia; Myida; Myidae
Exons: 2
Coding region: 59-577 (172 amino acids)
Source: RefSeq, a predicted model, not a curated record
AAAGACAGAGACGAUCCGAAUAGCGACGUCGUCACCCUAACUACAACACAGUAGCAAAAUGGCGGCGGUGAGUAUGGGAGCGUUCGGCGCUUAUAAACAAGCGUACAGUAAAUAUUUAAAGGAAUUAGAGGAGAGAGAAAGGGAAUUAGCCGAGAACGGCGAAGAUGCUCCCGAAGUAGAGACAGUGUGGGUCACGAAGCGUUAUACGCCGCUGGAUAUGCGCUCCUCCGCCCCUGUGCCCCGACACAAGCUGCUCGCGCCUAGGCAACUUCCGGCAGCUGAGCGACACUGGAUCCCUAGCAUGGACCCGCCGCUCCGAAGCUUCGAGCGCUCUCGCUCCGAUUUUUUCUACAAGUCACAUCCCGCCACGCGCUGUGAGGAUUACUCCACCCUCCGACAGAUGCUCCCCUCCAGAGGAAGUAUAGGGAAGCUGAACCCGCCCAACUGGGGAACCCACCUCUCACUGCCACCACUCAUCUCAGAAAACGCGCCCAGAAGAUUUCCACUUGUAAACAGCCCAAUGACCAGAUACGUAGACGACAUGCACCUGACAAACCGACUGUACAAACUUCACUAAGCGCCCUCACUUCCGGUCGAUCAAUUUUGUCGUCUGCUGCGUGCUGCAAUUUUUGUGUGUUCAUUUUUCCAUUGCUCAUUUUACACUCAUUUUUAAUAUUUAUUUAAAAAAAUUAAAAAAACCCAAACAUUCUCAGUCUUAAACAGUAUUAAAAUUUUAGAUUCUUUAUUCUUAAAUAAACUAUUUUGCACGAAUAUAUUUUUAUUUCUUUUGUGGGUCUACUUCAAGCCUCAGAUGUCAGUAAUAAAGACAUUUAAAGUAUUAUGACGGCAUGUAUUAAACAUUUUAGUCAACCACAAGUAGAAUAGCUGUUCUAUUUUCAUAACGUAUCAUGGAGAAUUACUUCUGACAUUCUCUACAUUUGCCAUUGUAGCGAAAUUGAUUGCAUUGUAUAUUAUAUUUACAUAGUGCUGUAGAUUUUAUACCAUACAAAUAUAAAGAAUUUUGUCGAAUUUUGGCAAACUGUGUGGUGUCUUUUUAUAUUACUGUCAAAUAUCAUCAAUGCGGACACAUAUUAUUUAAUACACCCUAACAAGUGUAAUAUUUAUUUAUAGUAUUGACUUUUUCUACAAUUUUGCUUUUUACUAAAAAAAUAUAAUUUCGUUGUGCAGUAUUGAACAUACCGAUCAGUAUUAAAACCUGUUGUUCAAAUAAAAUAAGUAUUUCUUAAUUUUUGUUUUGUUCUUAUACGAGUCUUGAGUUAUCUGAAUUAUAUCCAACUCAUUUGUGUAAAUUAACUGUAAUUUGAAUUAUACUG